This is a messenger RNA of Anisakis simplex (herring worm), 894 nucleotides long. NCBI's taxonomy places the organism in Eukaryota, Metazoa, Nematoda, Chromadorea, Rhabditida, Anisakidae. The record is from the annotation of a GenBank genome assembly.
AUGGCGAAUCAGUACAAUUAUGCCGGUCAACCACCAUAUCAACAAGGCGCCGGAGGUUACUACCCGCAGGGCAACAAUCCGUACCAAGCUGGCCCUCCACCGCCUGGAUGGAAUCCGCAAGCUGGACAACCGGGCGGAUACGCUCCAGUACUGCCACCUAGAAUGCCGAUGCCAACAGGCGCCGUCAGCGAUGCUGAGCAAGGAAAUAAACCGACUUUCGGUUUUGAUUCACAAACAAUCCGAGCUGCCUUCGUUAGAAAGGUGUUCACUAUGGUCGCAAUAAUGCUAACAGUGGUUGCGAUCAUGACCGCAAUACCGUUCAUGAGUCGUGAUGUGAUGCGCACAGUGCAAUCCUCACUAGCACUCUACUGGGUCAGCUAUGGCACAUUUUUCGUGGUGUAUUUGGCGUUGAUGUGCUGCGAAAGUAUUCGCAGAUCAUUCCCAAUCAAUCUGAUCGCAACCGGAAUACUGACCCUGGCCAUUGGUUACAUGACCAUGAUGAUUUGCUCGUUCAAUAAUAUCGUUUCGGUGCUUCUAUGUCUGAUCAUCACGGCUGUUUGUUGCGUUGGCAUCAUCAUCUUCUCGUCACAAACCAAAUAUGAUCUGACAAGUAUGAUGGGAAUCGUGUUCAUCGCAUCCAUGGUGUUGUUCGUCUUCGGUCUAGUGGCUGUUAUCUCGGCAAUGGUAUUUCACGUAAGAUGGCUUUAUACAGUUUACGCGGGCCUUGCUGCACUCCUCUUCAUGGUCUACUUGGCUAUUGACAUUCAAAUGCUGAUGGGUGGAAGGAAAUACGAAUUAUCACCAGAAGAGUACAUCUUUGCAUCGAUUCAGAUCUUUUUGGAUAUCAUCUACAUCUUCUGGAUGUUACUUUCUUUGUUUGGAUCCAACAAGUAA